UUUAAUUUUAAUUUCUAAUUAUUACUUUUUAUCAUUUUUGUUUUAUUUCCAGUUCCUGUUAGUCUUGUUUUGUGACUGUGUGCUUAGCUUCAAAAUUCUUAGACAGCUCUAAUUAUUGAAACGGUAUAGCUUGAAAUUAUCAAAGUGAUUCAUCGUAUUUUAAGCAUGUGGAAUGCUGGGCAUCCAAACUUUUCUGACACCAAUUUGCUCUGGCUGCGUUUACUUCUCUAUUUCCGUUGACCAACUAUCGUCAUUAGCUUUAAUAAUUAGUGACAUAAGUCUACAUACUGCAAACACUUCUGUUUUCAUUCCUGGUACUUGAACCUCUGAAAAAUCAUGACACGAGUGACAAGGAGGAGUACCAAAGCACAACGUCAUGAUGUCAGCAGCCGAACUUCAAACUCCUCCAAGUCCCAGGUCUCUCAUUCUAAAUCAACAAAUUCAUCACGCUCAACCAUGGAUUCUCAUCCAACUCAAACAUCCAUUAUUUCGGAACAAAGAAAAAGUAUUUACUCUGAAACAGAUCAUUGCGAAUAUUUUGGCAAGAGUUCAACGGAGGCAGUGGUUGGGAGCACAACGUACCUCAAUGACUCCAUAGACUCGGAGAGAUCGGACGAACUCUUUAAUGACAACCGCAGUUUUAGAACUCCAGAUUGGAGGAAGAAAGUUAAUGGAAAUCACGAGGACUAUGCUAAUAAUGUGAGACAAGCACUAUGCAGCACUGCAAAGAAGACACCAAUUAAUUCAUCCAAAUUCGUAUCAACGCCCCACAUGUCCACAUUACAGUCACGGUUAAUAAAGAGAGCUUCAAUGGCAGCGGAGAAAGAAAUGGCAUUAAUUGAAAAAAGAGUCUCCCUGAAAAAAGCCUCUGAUUCUGCCAAUAGCUCAAUUCACGAUGUAGGCGCUGUGAGGACUCCAGCUCGGCCUCCUUCCUUCAUAGAUCUAAGCAAGAUUAAGCCAGUCCCGAUGAGUGUCGAUGUUCAUCCAAGCCCAGAAACGCCAAGUUUUGAAACGCCAGCUUCAACCCUAGCUUCUCCAUAUGGAAUGACGAAAAUUUCCAGUGCAGUAAUUGGAGCUGGUCUGCGGACCCCUCUUUUUUCAAAGAUAGCAACACCUGUUACUUCACUAGGUGGACCAAAAAGACUAACUGUUCAGAGAGCUUCUCUAGAAAUGUCAACAAUCUUAAAAGGAGUUGUGGCUUAUGUAGAAGUACGAACCAACCAUGAUAACCUAUCUCAAGGAGUCAAAACCCAUUUGCGAACUCUUGGGGCUCAUGUUGAAGAAAACUUUACUAAGAAAGUAACCCAUGUCAUCUUCAAAGAAGGCCUAAUGUCAACCUAUAAAAAAGCUGAACGAUGGGGAGUACCUUUGGUGUCUGCACUAUGGAUUGAAGCAUGCAAAAGCCAACGAAAAGUUGUACCAGCAGAAGAGUUCCCACCUAUUGACAUAGACCGUUAUAAAAAUGCCUUACCCUUCAAACGCUUCAGGAAAAAACGCUCCAUUCAGCCAAUUGGGGAUGUGAGAAGACUGCCGGCUCGAUCGACAAGAAAAGUGAAUAAAUUAGGAACAACUGUUGAAGAGCCCUCCUCUGUUCCUGCCAAAGGGAACCGCUGCAUCUUAAAUGAAAUUAAUAAGGAGUUAAAAAAUGAUCCCAAAUUCGAGGAUAAAUAUUUGCAGACACUCCUAACGCUGGCUGGGCCGUAUUUGGAGGAAGCUCUGAAUCGAUCUGAUAGCCCGACAAACGAAGGAGAUCUCUUUCUUCCUCUGUCUGUGAGGCUUUUAAAGAAAUAUAUGACUCCUCGAGGCACUCAAACAGAAAGUAAGCUCACUCAAGUUAGAGUCAGUGAGUUAGAGAAGCACUUAAACUUAAAUCCGAAAGGACGAUCAAGACUGCGUAAAUUCCUUGUGUUCUCUAGCGAAGACGAGGCAGGCACUGCCAAUAGAUCAUCAAAAACUGACAAAGAGUCAGAAUCAGAAGACGACACCAUUUCUCCAGUGGAGCCACCAAAAGUCAUCCGUAAAUCAGCCCCUGCGCGUCUGUUAACAUCACGUAAGAAGCGACGAAAAAAUGCAAAAGGAACCACACAGAAAAAAUCUUUGGUUCAGAAACCUACUGUCAUUGUUAACAAGAGGAAGACGCAGCAGGUCGAAAACAAGGAAAAUCUGAACGUUGACAGAGCUAAGGCCGGGAUCAACAUGGACACAAAAAUAGAAAGUAAAACCCAGAAACCGCCCAGUAAAAUGAACAGUGCUGUCAAGAGGAAACUUCUGCAGACCUCACAACUAAUAAUGUUGGAUGCACCAGUAGAAGAUCUGUCGAUUAGAAAACCAGUGCCCCGAAUGAAGCCUCUGCCUCCUGAGAGCUCGCCUAAAAAGAGAAAGUUUCCUCCCACCUCAACCACUAAAGUUUCAUCUCAAAGUAGCACCGCAUCAAGUGGCUCCCGCUACAGUGAGAUGUACCGUCUCAUGUCAUCAGAUGAGGAAGAGCGGAAUUCAGCUGCUUGGUUCGCAACACCUCGCCGAAAUAAAACUCUUCCCAAACCUGUACUUGUCUGUACAAGUUUGCAUACCAAUGAAUCAGUGGAAGUAAAUACAAUUGUAGGGAAGCUUGGGCUCUUUGAAACUGCAACCAAAGUAAACCCCCAGACAACACAUGUGGUAGCAGGUGGCCCCAGAAGGACUCUCAAUCUCGUCAAAGGCAUGGCGAGAGGCUGCUGGAUUGUCAGGAAGGAAUGGGCACUGGACUCGUUUAAAGCUGGACGUUGGUUGUAUGAAGAGCCAUACGAAUUGACAGAAUUUUCGCCUGUAAUAAAGGAAGUGCGUUUGCAGAGGCAGUGCUAUAAAUUUUUAUUCUCUCUGGACAUAUUUUCACCUUGCGGCAGCAUUUACGUUUGCCAGAAAACAGUCCCGCCGCGAGACGAUCUCAAAGAAAUCUUGCGACUCUGCUCUGCAACAGUUGUAAGCUCUGCAAAAUCUGCCAAAAUUGUUAUUGGGAACAAUGUUACUGGAAAUUUAAACGUGCAAGAAAAAUGGGUUCUUGACUGUGUGAGUCAAAACAAACUACUGAGCACAGAUUCCUACACAAUAAAAAAAACCGACAAUGGUAAAACUCAAUAGUUUCGCCUGCAGACAUCUGUAAGUUUUAUAUGUUUGAAUAGGUUAUCCCGCAAGUAAUUCAAAUAUUAUGUUCUUGAGCGAACGCACAAAAUUAUUGACGCCCAGUUCAUCCAUGGUUUUAGAUAAAGUAAUGUCUAAAACAGUCUAAUGAACCUUUUUAAGCUUAUCCAGUGAAAGACUGCUGUGCAUCCAUUUAAAGCUGAUAUUUUGGAUAACUGCUGAUAGAAUUUUUAAGAUGUUUUUCUGCCAAAAUAAAAUUCAAAUUACAAAGGCUGUCCCAAAAAAAAAAAAAAAAAUGACUGGUGCUGCACCGUUUGACCUAGGCAGCAGGCAACUAAAAAACUGAUUUCAGUUAUGUUUGAAAGAGAAACUCAUUUUCUGUGAAUUAAUGCCAAAUAUUUUUUACACAAUCAAAAAUUUGCAGAUUCGAAAGUUUGAAAAAAAAAAUUAAUAAACCUCCUUUGUUUUUAGAAUGGAUGUUUCUUCCAGAAAAAGUUCUUAAAAACUAUUUUCCGAAACUUUAUAAACUUAAUAUACCUAGCAACAUAGAACACAGCACUGUUUGGCGGUAACAGAUUGUGGGCAUAAUCACAGCAACAACUUUCGAAUUGUCGGGUGAGAUGUUGAGACUUAUGUGCAGAGGUCUCUCAGUCAGGUAUUCGUGAGUGAGUGCUAGCAGCAUUUUGUGUGAUCAGUGCUUUUCAUUGGAACUUAAUUUUGUGUCUUGGUAUGAAUUAGGAUGAAAAGCUUUAAAAAAAAAGACUCUUUGUGAAGUAUUACUAAAACGCAGAAUCAAGUUCUAAUGAAAAGCACUGAUCACACAGAAAACUGCAAGCAUUCACUCGUGAACAUCUGACUCGGAAGAAUUCUGUAUGUAAGUCUGAACAUGUUCCUCGACAGUGCAAAUCUCAUCAUCACGAUUACAGCUGUAAUCGAACAAUGCUGAACAAUGUAGCCACUUGUUUUGUAGCCAACAAAACACACAGUUGUUUUUUAUGUCGCCAAGCUUCUUCAAUCCAGAAAAUAGUUUUUUGAAGAACUCUUGGUGGUUAAGGGUCAUUUUUUUCCUUUUUUUUUUCAAACUUUUACAACAAAGCAGAUUUUUGACCCGAUAAAGUAGGUAGACUUGAUGUCAACUGAUAGAAAAUGAGUAAUUUUUUUCAAACGCAACCAAGAUUAGCUCUUCAACUGACGUAGUUCAAAAGCUAGAGCAUCAGUUUUAGCUCAUUUUGGACAACCUUUAUUAGUGAGGAGAGUGACUUGUUAGAUCAUCAAUAUAUUGUCUAGAGCCUUGCGGAAAAUAUAUGUCAUCAGCUUUCGUUUGCUGAAAGAAGUGAUUUUCCUAUCACUCUUGAAGCAAUUUAGGUAGUAAAAAAUCGUUGAAAUUACCAAACUAUUUUAAUAUUUCAUGGUAUCUGUGAUACUAAUUAUCGCAUGUGUUUUGUUAGUCUAAGACUAGGAAAUUUGUCAGAAGUCUAGAAUGAGCUGUCUUCAAAGCUCAUAACUUGUAAAGCAAAAUCUACAUCAGAAAACUGCUGUAAAAUUUUGUAUGUAUUGUAAUCGGUUAUCUACAAAGGGAUAGCUGUCAUCUAUUUGUGUUUGUCCAGUAUAAUCUUUUUUCAGGGUGUCCACAGAACUUGAAAAUUGAGGAAAA
Messenger RNA from Bemisia tabaci, 4771 nucleotides. It is a transcript of the gene MCPH1, whose product is annotated as Microcephalin. The record is from RefSeq and is a predicted model, not a curated record. NCBI's taxonomy places the organism in Eukaryota, Metazoa, Arthropoda, Insecta, Hemiptera, Aleyrodidae. Gene Ontology annotation, biological process: mitotic cell cycle.